Penicillium waksmanii is the source of this 459-nucleotide messenger RNA. RefSeq lists its product as uncharacterized. Bases 1 to 459 code for a protein of 152 amino acids. The record is from RefSeq and is a predicted model, not a curated record. Lineage: Eukaryota; Fungi; Ascomycota; Eurotiomycetes; Eurotiales; Aspergillaceae. The transcript is spliced from 4 exons.
AUGAAGCUCAUUAUCGCAUCAACCGCUGUCGUUGCUGGCCUCAUGGGUAUGGCCAAUCUAUGCCCGGCCCCUCAAGCUCUCGUUAUACCUAUUGCUUCGGCUGUUCUAGCUGGCGAUGCUGGAGCCAUUACUGGAAAGGUAAUUGAGUCCGGCACAUACAAGAAGCGCGACGGCUUCGUGUCGAGGGUGAGGCGCGACGAUCCAUUUGCAAGCCUUCCUCAGCCCGCCGCCAAUGAAUGCAAGAGUCAACUGAAGGGUGUUACUGUGAAUUUUACACCAACCGGAGAGGGUGCUUACCGAAUCGACAAUAUUCCUUCCGCUUGUAUGACUCUUUCAACGGUGCUGAUUGGAAAAAACCCCAGCGGGGCAGUGCCCACUCCCCUUGGAUCUGCAUCGUUGGAAUACACCGGAAUCACCUCGGAUGAGCUUAACCAGCUUCAGUCAACUCUGGGUAAAUAG